Molecule: messenger RNA, 504 nt
Organism: Sugiyamaella lignohabitans
Lineage: Eukaryota; Fungi; Ascomycota; Dipodascomycetes; Dipodascales; Trichomonascaceae
Exons: 1
Coding region: 1-504 (167 amino acids)
Source: RefSeq, a predicted model, not a curated record
AUGGCAACGGCAAGACCGACAGAGACACCCAAGAUUCUAGAGGCACCAGAAGUGUUCUCAGCAGGGGCGGUGGACUCAGACUCGGGAGCAGGAGCAGCAGGGGCGGCAGAAGACUCGGGAGUAGUGGCACCAGGAGCAGCAGGGGCACCAGGAGCAGCGGCAGCAGCAGACUCCUCAGGGGUGGCAGGAGCAGCGGGAGCAGCAGGGGUACCAGGAGCGGCAGGGGCAGCAGACUCCUCAGGGGUGGCGGGAGCAGCAGGGGCACCAGGAGCGGCAGGGGCAGCAGACUCCUCAGGGGUAGCAGGAGCAGCAGGAGAAGCAGGGGUGGCAGCAGGGGCACCAGGAGCGGCAGGGGCAGCAGACUCCUCAGGAGUAGCAGGAGCAGCAGGGGCACCGGGAGCAGCAGACUUCUCAGGAGCAGGAGCAGCAGUAGGACCAGCGGUGGCAGCGGCCUCAGAGCAAGGAACGGUGAUGGUUACCUCCUCAGUGACAGUGCUGAAGUAA